This is a messenger RNA of Cryptomeria japonica (Japanese cedar), 3630 nucleotides long. RefSeq names its product pentatricopeptide repeat-containing protein At4g02750. The transcript has 4 exons. The record is from RefSeq and is a predicted model, not a curated record. The coding region runs from base 291 to 2129 and encodes 612 amino acids. Gene Ontology annotation, biological process: RNA modification. Gene Ontology annotation, molecular function: protein binding; RNA binding. NCBI's taxonomy places the organism in Eukaryota, Viridiplantae, Streptophyta, Pinopsida, Cupressales, Cupressaceae.
GAAAAGCAGCUCUAGCCAAAAUAAGCGGCAUGGGGCCAGCCCUAAGUUCCAAAUUUUUAUGUUAUUUACUGAUUUACUUUGAUUUAUGACGAAGAAGUUCUUACACCUUGUCUACCUAAAAAAAAAUGUUGCAGCUCGGCGAGUUCGACUUUACCAGUGGUGGGACUGGGGAUUUAUCUCUAAAGUUUUGCACAAUGUCAUGUCUUUAUGGUUCCAUACCCUAUUUUGGCUCUCUAAAAGUUUCGCAAAAUCGUUAAUGGAGGCAAUACCAGCUCCGCCUUCAUCUUCUCAUGGCAUACCGUUAUCGUAAGCUUUUCAAUUUUCAGUCUUGGCUUUAUAAUGCUAAUAACAUUUCUGUUGAACCGAAUAAUGUGAUGAGAAGCAUUUAUCUGAGCCGUUCCCUGUCAGAAGCCAAUCUUUUUGCAAAAACAAGCGGUGAAUACGAAAUAAAUACUGACAAAGUCUACGAUGCUUUAGACAUUCUUUGUCAAGAGGGACGGUUGAAGGAGGCGAUUCAUUUUCUCUUCUCAACCGAUUGGCGACAAAUUUCGUGCGAGUGUGAUAUUUAUUCCCUUCUCUUGCAGGGGUGUAUUGAUAUGAAAUCGGGCCGAGAGGCAAAGCGGGUUCACCUGUAUAUGAUCAAGCAUGGAUUCAUACCAGGACUUUUCUUGGGAAACCGUCUCGUAAAUGUGUAUAUUAAUUGUGGGAUGUUGGAUUAUGCGCGUCAAGUGUUUGACAAAAUGUCAACAAGGGAUGUGGUUUCAUGGACUACUAUUCUUGCAGGCUAUGCCAAAAUGGGAUUUAUAAACCAUGCGCGCCAAAUAUUUGACGAAAUGCCCGAUCGAAACGUGGUCUCUUGGAAUGCAAUGAUAGCUGCAUAUGCUCAGCAGGGGUGUGGGGAGGAGGCCCUGCAAUUAUUUUGUAAAAUGCAGAAGGCAGGAGUAAAAUCUAAAUCUGUUACAUUUGUAGCCAUUCUCAGCGCAAUUGCCGGACUGGAGGGUUUAGAACCGGGAAAGCAAAUUCAUGCCUUUAUUCUCAAGGCUGGGUUUGAGUCAAAUGUGUUUGUGGGCAGUGCCCUGCUUGACAUGUACGCUAAAUGUAGAUGUAUAAAGGACGCGCAUCAAGUGUUUGACAAGAUGCCAGAACGAAAUAUAGUUUCUUGGAAUGUAAUGGUCGAUGGGCAUGGAAAAUAUGGUUCCAUCUCAGAAGCUCGCUAUCUGUUUGACAACAUGGUUGAACGAAGUGUGGCCUCAUGGACUGCAAUGAUUUCAGGAUAUGCUCAACGUGGGGAUGCAGAGGAGGCUUUGAAGCUCUUUUGCCAGAUGCAACAAUCUUUAUCGCAACCAGACCAAUUUACGUAUGCCUGUGUUUUUAGCAUAUGUGCCAGCCUUGCAGCUUUAGGUUACGGUAAACAAGUACAUGCACGGAUUUUGAGAAUUGCUUUUGAAUCAUAUACGCCUGUGGGAAAUGGUCUUGUCACUAUGUAUGCUAAAUGUGGAAGUAUCAAAGAUGCACACAAUGUGUUUGACAAAUUACCCCUAAAAAAUGUGGUGUCAUGGACAUCAAUCAUUUCAGGAUAUGCCAUGCACGGUUGUGGUUAUGACGCUGUAAAGCUCUUUCAACAGAUGGAACAAGCAGGGAUUAAGCCUAAUUGUAUUACCUUCCUCAAUGUUCUCUCUGCAUGCAGCCACUCUGGUUUAGUAGACAUAGGCCUUUCCUAUUUUACUUCAAUGACUGAAAAGCAUGGGAUCAUACCAAACAUAGACCACUAUUCGUGCAUGGUUGGCCUUUUAGGGCGGGCUGGAUGCCUAGAUCUUGUGAAGAAUUUUCUCAAUAACAUGCCAUGUGAACCAGACACUCGGCUUUGGUCAGCAUUGCUUGGCAUCUCUAGAAUAAAUGACCAUGCGGAGUUGGGAAAACAUGCGGCAGAAGCUCUUUUUCAGUUGGAGCCAAACAACUCUGCAACUUAUAUCCUUCUAUCCAAUAUCUAUGCUGCAGCUGGUAGGUGGAAUGAUGUUGCAAAAGUGAGGAAAAUGAUGAGAGAAAAAGGAAUUAAGAAAUUACCUGGAUGGAGUUGGAUUGAAAUCAAGAACAAAGUGCAUACCUUUGUGGUAGGUGAUGAAGCAUAAUUGUAAAUGGAGCAAUUCUGUGAACACAUUGUGAUCCCAAAUGUUGAUGUAAAAUAUGCAGACACAAUAUUCUUAGAAAAAAAAACUCGUAUAGACGCAAUCCAAUGCAAGUCAGAGACAUGGGAACUAAGGGUAAGAUUUCAGGGUGCUUUCUGAGUAACCAAACUUACACAUACAGAGAAUGUGCUCCUGCCUUCCACAGGAUGCUUGUCCUUGAUUGUGGAUUUAUGGGCUUAUCCUAUCAUGUAUAUGCUUGAUGCAUGCCUUGUGAUUCCUAUGGAGCCUGGUCAAUAAUGAAAAUGCUGUUUUAAUCUUUGUCUAUGUUUUAACUAUUUGGAGGCUUUAGACAAGAGCAGUACUCGAUAAGAGCUUUGGGGAUAGACCAAUAUUGCAUUUCAUUGUGAGCAAUCCGAAUUUUUUCUUGAGUGCAAGAAGGGAAACAUUUGAUUGCAAGAUGCAGACCAAGACUCAUGAAGCUCGUAGUCAUUGUCAGAGGGCUGUUUGCAUAUGUACAUCUUUUAUGCAGACUCUGAGAGAUGAGCUUGAGACAUCCAAGCUUGAAAUGGCUUUCAAACAAGUAUGCUUCUGUUGGAGUCGUCAAAGAUAACAUAGAGCCAAUAGAGUCAAAGGAGGAAGACAUUGAAGUGCUCGAAAGACUAGUGGCUGACCUUUUAGAUAAGGUUGUGCAUAUGUUUUGCAAAUGGUUAUGCGUAUUAAAAGGUUUUGGUGUUCAAAGUUUGUAGAUCUGAAACAAAUGAUGACAAAACCAUCAUUACCUGAAGUUGUGUAGUUUUUUGAUGAUAAAAAUGUGACUGAAGAUGAAUUUCAAUUUGCUCGUAGUGGAGGCAAUCUGAAAGAAGCAAAAGUAAGCAACUGGUCCUUAGAAUUGAACUGUCAUUCAUCUUGGUGGUGUAGGGAGAGGUUUAAAAUGUGGGGCACAAGUUCCUAUUAAUGCCUUCCAACAAAACCCAAGAGGCUUUCCUUGGAUCACCUUCAGAUUGCACUUUGUGGAAAGAACUGAUUUCUCUUCUAUGGAAGUAUUGGACACAAAAAUCCAAAAUUCUGAAGGCCUGGCAGAGUAAUCUGGAUUCUGCAUAGCAAUCAUGGAUUGAAUUGAAUUCCAUAAGAAGAUUUCAUAAUCUAGCAGAUGAAUUUUUGGGGGAUUCUUGUUGCCAUCAUAAGGGGGACUCAAAAGGGCUGUUGUAUGUAAUUUACUAGAAUGUUUUACUUUUUAGUUGAAUCUCCAACAAGGAAUAGUAAAGGCCAUGUCUGCCAUUGGAAGCACAAUGGUUAAGGAAGGUUAAAUGGUAGAACGUUCGGUUUUGUAUUUAGUUAGAUUGUAGCAAUUAAUUAGGUUAGAAGACCCAUUUAAAUUUAAUGGUCGUAUACUUCAUCUUAAUAUUGCUUGUAGAAAGUGUAUGGUGUCUAUUAUGUACGUCUGUGAGGAUGAUCUUAUAUUAUUAUCUUUCUUACUGGAAAUACUUUUGUAGUUGAUGUCAAA